AGCCCCCUUUCAACAGCUUGGCGACGUUUAAUUAAAAUUUCCCACUUCCAUGCAUCAAAAACCACGAAGACAGGAAAAAUAGGAACAAAACCAAACAAGUUUCCACGAGUUCGUCUCUGAUAAGGGAAAAGAUAUGCUUACGACGGCGCAACUUGAGACACAGGGGCUGAAUGUGCAGGGGUCCAGCGGGAUUCUGAAACCUGACAACCUUGGCGAGGAGGAACGAGAGCAGAGAGGAGAUGACAGUGACAAUGAGGGGCGCCUAAAGCCGAGUCUGCAGUUUACAGGGCAUCAGCUCUUCUAUGUCUUUGGGCUUGAUGGAGUAGGCGCGAUGGCUUUAUCUGGGGGUGUGAAUUUCGCAUUGGCUUAUGUCAUGUACACCACGCAAGACACCAUCAAGAACCCAAUUCGGUUGUUUCAACUGCCAAACACACUAUCAGGCGAUGCAGCUGUAACUAUUAUCGUCCAAUGCAUUCUCACGUGGUUCGUUGAGAUGGGACUCGUCAGUUACGACCUUUCGAAACGCUCUGUUCAGCCGAUUGGCUUUGUUCCUAAGCCCUCGCAUCUGUGGCUUCGAUGGCUGUUUUUUCUUCCACCAGUAUCUGAUCUAAGCGACUCCGAAGUUGAAGAGAAGGAGCCUCAGAGAAAAUCCACAGUUCCUCCUGUACUUACGACAAUCGUGCAAGGGGCACUAAGAGGUUUUAUACUCGCUGUCGUGGGUUUCUUACUCCUCUGGCCACUGAGCGUGGGGGUUUUGACCACAGUUGGAGAACGCGAUGGCGGGGAUUGGAGAUAUAAAGACCGCUGGACGCCACAGGCUUUCAAGGCGAUUCUUGGCGGUGUUCUAGGUUUACUUACGACCCCUUUGAUGGCUUUGUUCUGGCUUAUCAAGGUGGGUUGGGAGGGUAAUGAUGAAAGAGCUGAGGCGAGAGACUCAAGACGGAGUCAAUACGCUGAGGCUGAGAGGAUGAAUGCAAGGAGUUCAAGGCAGAACAGAUAUAUGGCGGAGGUAUAGACAUGCAUUCGCGAUAAACGUGGCGACGAUUGCUUGAUGGAUUAAUGACACAGAAUUAUAAUACACCACUAAUUAUGCCGGAGCAGGGUCAGGAUAGAAAUACGGGCAUCGAAGGUUGAGAUGAUGUGCCGAACCUUUACGAAAAAAUGAUAGUAAACAUUAUAUAGACUAGGUAAAGAAAGUAAUAAUAUCGUAUAAAUUAGA
Molecule: messenger RNA, 1219 nt
Organism: Fusarium oxysporum Fo47
Lineage: Eukaryota; Fungi; Ascomycota; Sordariomycetes; Hypocreales; Nectriaceae
Product: DUF2456 domain-containing protein
Exons: 2
Coding region: 134-1015 (293 amino acids)
Source: RefSeq, a predicted model, not a curated record